Penaeus vannamei (Pacific white shrimp) is the source of this 921-nucleotide messenger RNA. RefSeq lists its product as uncharacterized. NCBI's taxonomy places the organism in Eukaryota, Metazoa, Arthropoda, Malacostraca, Decapoda, Penaeidae. The record is from RefSeq and is a predicted model, not a curated record. Gene Ontology annotation, cellular component: nucleus. Gene Ontology annotation, biological process: chromatin remodeling.
AUGAGAGUGGAUCUUGAAGGAGAAAUUGUAAACAUCAUGAGUGCUUAUGCACCCCAAAUGGGCUGUGAUGAAGAAGAGAAAACGCAAUUUUGGGAAGACCUAGAGGAAGAUCUGAGGGAAAUACUGGAGAGUGAAAGGCUAUGGAUUGGAGGAGACUUCAAUGGCCACUGCGGAAGUAACAACAGAGGAAAGGAGGAUACCAUCGGAAUAUAUGGAGUUGGAGCGAGCAACGUGGCAGGCGAUCAGUUGGUUGACUUUGCUAUGAAUCACAGCCUGCAAGGUGAUCUUGGAAGUAUAACACCAAGGAGGAAACUAAUAGGAGUACAAAGAACAAAAUGGUGGAAAUUGGCAGACAAAGAUACGCAGAGCCAGUUUGUGGUAGCAGCAAGAGACAAGCUACAGCAGAGUGAAAGGGAAGGAAAUAGGAGCUUUGAGGAAGUGACAGAAGACCUGAGAAAGCUAGGAGAAAGACUGUUAGGGAGAACAUCAAGAAAAUGCAAACCUGGAAAAGAGACAUGGUGGUGGAAUGAUGAGGUACAGGAGAGCCUCAAGAGGAAGAAGGAAGCAGAGAAAACCUUAGACAUGGAGAAUGACGAUGAGAAUAAAGAAGUAUACAAGUUGGCAAAGAAAGAAGCAAAGAAGAGUGUUGCCCGGGCAAAGGCAAGAGCAUACCAAGUGGUGUAUGAGGACAUGGAGACCAUCGAUGGACAGAAGCGGGCACUGAGAAUGGCAAAGCAGAGAGACAAGAACUCAAAGGACAUCAACCAGACAAGGAUGAUCAAGGAUGAAAAGGGCAAUGUGUUAGUGGAAAAUGCUGAGAUACUGAAGAGAUGGCAGGGAUAUUUCAACAAACUGAUGAAUGAGGAGAACCCUAGAGAAAGCAGGCAAGAGACCCAGAGAGUCGUGGAGAAAAGGACUUGA